Molecule: messenger RNA, 219 nt
Organism: Lobosporangium transversale
Lineage: Eukaryota; Fungi; Mortierellomycota; Mortierellomycetes; Mortierellales; Mortierellaceae
Exons: 2
Coding region: 1-219 (72 amino acids)
Source: RefSeq, a predicted model, not a curated record
AUGACCGAAGAACGAGGUAGUGUUAGUCAGACAGUCAUUCAGUCACUCAGUCUGUCACGACCGCAACAACAAGUAGACAGGUCAAAACAACAACAGCAACAACGACAGCGACAGCAGCAACAGCAGCAGCAGCAGGCAAGCAAGACAAGCAAAAGCAAAGGCAAUAGCAAUAACAAUAACAACUAUAACAACAACAAUCACUGUUUGAAUCUAAGAUAA